Nyctereutes procyonoides (raccoon dog) is the source of this 1242-nucleotide messenger RNA. It is a transcript of the gene SLC28A2, whose product is annotated as solute carrier family 28 member 2. Gene Ontology annotation, cellular component: membrane. Gene Ontology annotation, biological process: retina homeostasis; nucleoside transmembrane transport. NCBI's taxonomy places the organism in Eukaryota, Metazoa, Chordata, Mammalia, Carnivora, Canidae. Gene Ontology annotation, molecular function: purine nucleoside transmembrane transporter activity; nucleoside:sodium symporter activity. The record is from RefSeq and is a predicted model, not a curated record.
AUGGGUGAGCCUGGCCCAGGAGGAACCUACAGCCUUUUACUGGAGCAAGAAGUUUCUACAAAACACAUGCUGGCUUGUUCAAGAAGAUCCUGCUGGGCCUGUUUGGGUACCACUGCCACAAACACCCUGGCUGUGGCAAGAAGCAUCUUUGUGGGGUUGACAGAAGCACCCCUGCUCAUCCAUCUAUAUCUUGCAGACAUCAUGCCUUCUGAAAUCCAUGCAGUGAUGACUGGAGCGUUUGCCACCAUUUUGGUCAUUGUGUUGGGAGCUCCAGCAUCCUUAAUUUCUGCCUCUGUGGUGGCUGCCCCUUCUGCUCUUGCCUUGUCAAAGCUGGUAAAUCAGAGGAAGGCCAAGUUCAAGAAUAGAAGGGGGUAAAAUUACCCUGUGGGUAAGGAGGAGAAUAAUGUCCUGGAAGCUGCCAGCAAUGGAGCCAGGGACGCCAUAGGCCAUAUUGAUAACCAUUAGCAGCCAUCCUGAUUAUCUUUUUUGACUGUGGUGUCCUUCAUCAGUGCUGCCCUCUCCUGGCUAAGAGAAUUGGUAGACGUAUAAAAUCUUUCCACCCAGGUCAUCUGCUCCUAUAUCCUAAGGCCCAAUUUCAUGAUGGGUGUAGAGUGAGCAGAAUGACCAGUGGUAGGUGUGAUGGUAGGGAUCAAGUUUUUCACAAAUGAGUGUGUAGCUCAGCAACUAUCUCAAUACAAGAACAGACAUCUUUUUGGAAUGUAAGAGUGGAUUGAAGACAAACAGUGGCUUUCAGUGAGAGCUGAAAUCAUUAUUUUUAACACUGUGGAUUUUGCCAAUCUCAGUUCCAUAGGAAUCACACUGGGAGGCUUGACCUCAGUGGUACCUUGCCAGAAGAGUGACUUGUCCAAGAUUGUGGUCAGUGCUAUCUUCACAGGGGCCUGUGUAUCCCUUAUCAGUGUCUGUGUGGCAGGUAGAAUCCUCUAUGUCCUCAGGGGAGCUGAAACUGACUGUGUCCCCUUCCUAGACACAGAUUUCACCAGUAGAACCUAUGAAACCUAUGUGUGCUGCAAAGGCUGCUUUCAGAUCGAGCAGGAAAAUCCGGUACCAAAUGCGACCUUAGCAAAAGCUACGCCGCCUCCUCCUAGGGCCAAGAAGCGCCUCCCGAGAAGCACCAAACUUGGUGGGAGGAGUCGGCGGCCGGUCAAUCCUGGGAGGCCAAGUAGAAAAAUGAUUGCUAUUCAAGCUGGCAAUUCCCGCAAAGACAGAAUUGACUUCAUUUAA